AUGUGUAAUGUCUUCCGGAUCGUAGUGCUUAUAGUGUCUUUGGGAAAAGUUCGGAAUGGAGGUACAGACCAAACGACGGAAAAAGAAACGCGUCCAGAGUAUAUCCACCCUGAUGGUCUUUUGAACUUCGAUCCAUACUUAUCUGACUUCAAGCCAGUAGUGGAAGAAGAUGACUACAUACCGUUACCAGAAAACGACGAAACUAUUGAUGGGCUACCAAUAUUUUUGAUCGAACCAAAAAAUUCCUAUGUACUGAGGAGUAAGCCAGCAACUUUGCUAUGUAGAGCUGCAAAUGCUUUGCAAGUAUUUUUUAAAUGUAAUGAUGUAAGGACAGAUAAAACGAUUCAGUUAGAACACGUGGAUCCUCAAAAUGGUGUCAGAGUGGUUGAAGCUGAGUUAAAUGUAACAAGAAAUGAGUUGGAUGAGUACUUUGGUGGGAGGUACAGUUGUGAAUGCUAUGCGUGGAAUAGCAAAGGAAAGAUACGAAGUCAGGGAGUGUUUAUAGAAUUUGCUUAUAUCAAGAAACAAUUUGCACAUCAACCACAAUCAGUGACGGUGGAAUCGGGACGUCAAGUUAGCUUUCGCUGCAGUCCGCCACCGGCGGCACCACCUGCUACCAUCAAGUGGAUGAGGAACGGUGCCCCAGUGGAGGCUACUGAUGAAACCCUCGUGCUACCAAGAGUUGGUUUGCAAGAUAUGGCAAACUAUUCAUGUGUCGCUGAAAAUAUUGCUGGGAAACGAGAGUCAGAUGUUGCCAUACUAUCCGUAUAUGUUAACGGUGGCUGGUCAGACUGGUCCCCCUGGGCCCCCUGCAGGUGCGGGGCCCAGACUAGUGGAAGAAGAAGAACUCGAACAUGUACGGAACCUGCCCCUGCUAAUGGAGGUGCCCCAUGUAGGGGGCAAGGUUCACAGAGCGAUGAUGACUGUUUAAGAUGUCAAAACGGUUCUUGGUCACCCUGGAGCGUUUGGUCAGUGUGCAGUGAAGAAUGCGUCAAAGUUCGUCGAAGACAAUGUAUUGGGACAUGUCCGGGCUCUACUUUGCAACAUGCUACUUGCGUUGACGGCCUCUGUUCAGCGGGCUUCAGGCUCUACAAAAAUAACUUGACUCUAUACGUGGGUAUCGGCAUCACAGUAGCCAUGUUGGCGGCCGGCGCAGCUAUUCUCUAUGUAUGGUGCAGAUAUAAGACUGUGAGGCCAGGGUAUACUCCAGCUAGGACAGGUAUUCCAAAGACAUAUUCAGGAAGAGACAAAGGUAAUACAGCACCAGAUUUGACUCGCACUUGUAACGAAUAUUGGAUGCGACCAGACAAUCAUUAUGACAUGCCUCAAUUGAGGGAUAGCUACGCAUCGCCAUUCGGUAACCGAAGUAGGCAACAGUCGUCAGCGGGAAGUAACCACUACGAGAUGAAGCCCUACAGCCCUUCUGGGGACUCUGCAUCUAGUUGUUAUACAAAUUCAAGAACAAUGACGUCACGAUCCAGCGAGUGCUCAUCAUCGCAGUUGGCUGAGCUGGUGACGUCGUCGCCCACCUCCCACUCGAAGGUGGACGUAGCUGUGACUCUCCCCCCAGGGCCUUUAGAUAAUAGCUAUAGAGAUAAAAUUUGUUUAACCAUAGUCAAA
Messenger RNA from Brenthis ino (lesser marbled fritillary), 1620 nucleotides. NCBI's taxonomy places the organism in Eukaryota, Metazoa, Arthropoda, Insecta, Lepidoptera, Nymphalidae. The record is from the annotation of a GenBank genome assembly.